Molecule: messenger RNA, 1477 nt
Organism: Neurospora crassa OR74A
Lineage: Eukaryota; Fungi; Ascomycota; Sordariomycetes; Sordariales; Sordariaceae
Exons: 2
Coding region: 59-1477 (472 amino acids)
Biological process (GO): nucleoside metabolic process
Molecular function (GO): catalytic activity
Source: RefSeq, a predicted model, not a curated record
AUCAGUGAAUGUUCUCACGAUGUUUUGUGCAAAGAGAGCAGCGCAGUAAUAGCAGCCCAUGGAUACAUCGUCGAGUCAACGGCCUGAUGGCUUCACCCGUCCCAACGGGCGCAGCGGCUUCGAAGUUGCCAUAAUAUGUGCGCUCGCACGCGAAUUCGACGCCGUAUGCCUGCUCAUCGACGAGUUCUGGAACGAAUAUGGCGAUCAGUUUGGGAAGGUGCAGGGCGACCACAACAUAUACACAACUGGGCGACUGGGAACUUGCAAUGUCGUGAUCGUCCAGUUGUCCGAUAUGGGCAAGGCAAUGGCCGCCAGCGCAGCUACGAGCCUUCGUUCCAGCUACCCGCGAGUGUCUCUGGCUCUUCUGGUUGGUGUUUGCGGCGCAGUUCCUUUCAUAGGGUCUGAACCAGAGAUGACGGCGAUCUCCCUCAGCGAUGUAAUCAUCAGCACCAUCGUGGUUCAGUAUGAUCUUGGGAGAGUUCUGACCGAUCGCUUCUCUCGCAAAGAUACCGCCCAUGAUAAUCUGGGUCGGCCUAACAAGACCAUUCGCCACAUUCUGGCCAACUUGGGUGGAUCAAGAGUCCAAGAGCAAAUCGAGCAACGGGCAGGCAUCUUCCUCAACCAUCUCCAGGGGAAGGCCAACACAAAGACCAGCCGUAACCGACGACAAAGUCACGCCAACUACCAUUACCCAGGAGCAGUCAAUGACCGGCUCUUCCAGCCAUGGUAUCGACACAAGCAUCGUUCUGGGAGCGGGUGCGUGAUAUGUGAAAGAUGCCUGAGCGACGAGGAUCCGGCAUGUGGAGAGUCUUUAAAGCUGUCGUGUGAGGAGCUUGGAUGCGAUGUAAGCUGCUUGAUACCGAGAGAACAUCUACAGUCAACUCCAGAUGAUCCGGACUCUGAAUGCCCGGAAGGCAUCUAUUUCCACGUCGGAGCGAUUGGUUCUGGAGACGCUGUCAUCCGGUCUGGCAAACGGCGUGAUCAGAUUGCUGCAGAAGCUAGUGUUAUCGCUUUUGAGAUGGAGGGAGCAGGUGUUUGGGACGAGCUACCGUGCAUUGUUAUCAAGGGGGUAUGUGACUAUGCCGAUAGCCACAAAAACAAGGGAUGGCAGAACUAUGCUGCCGCAACGGCGGCGUCGGUAGCAAAGGCGGUUAUUGAGAGGUAUAUUGCCCCUGCUACGGUUUGUAACUCUCUGCAGUCUUCGGAUUCCAUAGAUCUGGGUGGUCGACAGGAUACCCAACGGGGCGGAGGAGGAACAGGGGGUAGUGCCGGCGGGAUGCAGUUCAAUGGCAGCAUCUGGGGGUCGAAAUUCGUCGUUGAUUUUGGGGGCUGUUGUCUUGGAGCUAUGAGGCUUCUGGACAUGUUCGAAAGACGUUGUGUGAUCGAGUUUGAGAGAGCGAGAGGAGGACGAAAAGAGGAGACAGUGGAAGUUGGUGAUUGCGCCAUUAUGAUUGUCGGCGGGCCGGAGUGGGAUUAA